Neoarius graeffei (lesser salmon catfish) is the source of this 612-nucleotide messenger RNA. RefSeq names its product lin-28 homolog B (C. elegans) (gene lin28b). Gene Ontology annotation, molecular function: zinc ion binding; nucleic acid binding. Lineage: Eukaryota; Metazoa; Chordata; Actinopteri; Siluriformes; Ariidae. Bases 1 to 612 code for a protein of 203 amino acids. The record is from RefSeq and is a predicted model, not a curated record. The transcript is spliced from 4 exons.
AUGGCCGAAGGAGGGCCGGGCCGAGACGCCACCAAGUGCCCGGGGCAGGAGGAACGGAGCCCGGGGCAGGUCCUGGCUGGAUCCGGCUACUGCAAAUGGUUCAACGUGCGCAUGGGAUUUGGAUUUAUAUCGAUGACCCACAGUGAAGGGCGUCCAGUGGAGCCACCAUUAGACGUCUUUGUGCACCAGAGUAAACUGGUGAUGGAGGGAUUUCGGAGCCUGAGGGAAGGCGAGCAGGUGGAGUUCACCUUUAAAAGGUCCAGUAAAGGGCUUGAGUCGCUCAGGGUAACGGGGCCCGGGGGCGGACCCUGCUCCGGCAGUGAGCGACGCCCCAAAGGCAAGGCCCCGCCCCCGAAACGCAAACCAAAGGGAGACCGGUGUUAUAACUGUGGAGGUCUGGACCAUCAUGCUAAAGAGUGCAGUUUGCCACCUCAGCCAAAGAAAUGCCACUGCUGUCAGAGCGUGACCCACAUGGUGGCGCAGUGUCCCCACAGGGGGGCGCCGUCCCCCUGCACCUCUCAGGACCCACGGCAGCCCCGAGACGACGCCCAGUCUUCAUCUCCAGAGGACACGCCUCCCACCUCUCAGCGCUGGAGGAUGCCUCGAGACUGA